AUAGGACAGAUGGAGCCAGAGAAUGGGGAAAACAUGGAGAAGGAACAACAGGCCACUUUGAGGACAACAGUCUCCACACAUGAGGGCGUUCAUGUGACCAAGACGCAUCAUGGAGGAGCAGCAGAGAAUUGAUCUGACUUACAUCACUGAACGUAUCAUCACCAUAACAUGCCCUCCUGAGUGUCCAGAGAAGAUCUACCUGCAAAGCCUGCAGGAGAUUAUUGUCAUGCUGCAGUCCAAGCAUGGGCAAAACUACAUGCUCAUCAACCUGUCACAAAAGAAUGACUGUCUGAGCCAAAUGAACCACAAGGUUCUGGACACUGGUUGGGUGGGUGUGUUGGCUCCCAACUUGGAUCACAUAUUCAGUGUGUGCACAGCGAUGGAGAACUGGCUGCAGACACAUCCAAGGCACGUCCUGGUGUUACACUGCAGGGGAGCAAAAGGCCGGCUUGGAGUCUUGGUGGCGUCUUACAUUCACUUCAGCAACAUGUCGUCCAGUGCAGACCUUUCUCUUGACCACUUUGCCAUGAAGAAGUUCUACAACGACAAGCUGACCGCUCUCAUGACCCCCUCCCAAAAACGGUACGUGUGGAUGCUGGGUGCCAUGUUAAAGCAAGGACUGAGGAUGAGUCCCUCUCCGUCGUUCCUCCUCUGUGUUCUUCUUUGUGGUAUCCCUAAAUUAAGACCAGAUGGAGGUUGUUGUCUCUUCCUGAGAGUCUACCAGAGUCUGCAAGCUGUCUGCACAUCAGCAGUCUGCCACGUUAAUGCGGCUCAGACAGACCGGCUAUACUUUGUGCUGCAACCGGCUCAGCUUGUGAAAGGCGACAUCAUGGUGGUUUGUUAUGAUAAAAACAGCCGCAUGUCCAGCCGUCAGGUCGUCUUCCGUCUCCAGUUUCAUACGGGCCUCGUCCACGGACACACCCUCACUUUCUCUAAGGUGGACCUGGAUGUUGCCAGUGAAGAUCCUCGGUUCCCAGAAGAUGGCAAGGUGGAGCUGUUCCUGUCUGACAGCCCAGAAAAGAUCACAGGCAGAGAGCUGUGGCACAAUGGACAUGGUGUGACUGUGGACUAUGACACCUUGGACCCUCUGGUUAGACGAGAUUCAUAUCAGGACACGUCUUCACUAGAGACAGCUCCCCUCCAUGGUCUGGAUCCUGGACAUGGCAGUUUAUACUCCAGAGUGAGGAAGAAGAGCAGUGAGGAAGGAGCUUCGUCCACCCUGACAACCAGCCCUAGCAGCAGUGAGCGCGCUCCAUCUGCCAGCAGCGACUCAGGUUUAUCAGUCGCCUCCCAGGGCCGCACAGGAGCCCCACAGAGGAGAGGGGCUGCUGGGGAGAAGAGCACCCUGGUGGGGAAGUUGUUCCCUGGCCUGGACUUUGAGAUCGCUCAGCCUCUUCUGGAGGUCAUGACGGAGCUUGCUGUGGCUGGGGGAGGAGGAGGAGGUGAGGGAGAGAUGACUGGCGACGAGUCUGGACUGGGACAAACUUUAAAUGGAGAGGCUUCAUCCAGCGAGAGGGAGACAGAUAUCUUAGAUGAUGAAGAUGAAGCUGACGGUGUAGCAGCUCCGCCUUUAGAGAUGCCGAGCUCCAGCAGCGUCUGCUCUCUCUCCUCUGAGAUCCUACCUGAAGCUCACUCUGACUACUCCACACAGUCCUGGGUCCAAACACAGAUGAUUGACACAGUCAGUGACUCUUACCUGGGAGUUGACAGAGAGGAGAGGUUAAAUGGGGUGAGAAAGGAGGAGCUUUCACCUCUGGGCACUCCGGACACUCCACCUCGAGGAGUGAGCAGCAGGGAGGCAGUGCAGAGAGGGCCUGUGGACGAGGACGUCACACAGCACACAGACAUGACUCAGACUUCUCCUUCUUCUCAAGAGGAGGAUUUGGCUUCAUUAACAACAGACGUUGAUGAGUCCAUAGAGCAGCUGAACCAGCUGAUUUUGGAUUUGGACCCAACUUUUGUCCCUGUUCCCACGCGAUGUGCCCCCCUGUCCCGAUCAGCCUCUCUGCAAACCAAUGGACUCAGCCACAAGGGGAAGACUCAUCUAUCAGGUUGGAGGCAGCAGAAGCAGGUCAGUGAUAUUGGCGACUACACUGGUCUAAGUAGUCCGGUAUGGAGAGGAGGCAGUUCUCGGAGCUUUAGAGGAUCUCCGGUCUACAGUUCUACCUCCUCACCUUCUCAGCGUGGCCUCUCCUACAAAGCCAACAGUGUGGAUUAUCGAGGGCACUCUGACAGCUCUGACAUCGUCCCAUCAACCCCAGCCUUCCCCGUGUCUCCUCCAACCCCGUACGUGAAACAUUUCCCUGAGUUUUCCCAGAUACAGACCGGUGGGCAGUGGGAGCAACACAACUGGACACAAGAUUCCCGGAGUUUCCUGGACAGUAUGAACCACGCCGGCGGCCCCGCAGAGGGGGAGCUCUUCAGGUCGGACGUGUCAGUCACUCCCGCUUCCUGUCAGAGGAUCUUUGGCUCCAUGUGCUCCAUGUCGUCGGACAGCCCCCUCCCACACACAGACAGCUCCACUCCUCCUCCUGUGUGGCACGACCGCUCUCCAAACUCCCUGAACUCCUCUUACCCCUCCCAGCCCUCCCCUCCUCUCUCACUCAGCACCCCUAAUGCUCACAGCUCUCCCAGGGGGGCUCUGAGGGGCCUGAGUGGAGGUUCAGGGGUCCACAGGGAGACUGACAGUACAGAUUUGUCCUCGUUGUUGAUGCUGGGGAACGGUGGCCUGGAGCACAGCCUGCUGGAGGCCGUGGAGGGCCUCGGGAGCCUGAACCUCAGUGGAGACGUGGGCCUCCCUCCACUGCUGCCUGAGAAGAGAAGAGGAGGUGAAGGAGGGGAGCUCGGCUCACGAUCCCCUUCCAUGAGCGGGUUUUCCAGCCCUCACAGCGGCAGCAGCCUCAGCAUCCCGUUCUCUUCGCCCAUGACUCCUGACCCCCUUAGAGGAGUCAGUGGGGCCCCGUCACCUGGAUUAGACUUUGGCAGUAAGCAGGACACUGUGAAGUUUGUUCAGGACACUUCCAAGUUCUGGUACAAGCCCGACAUCUCCAGAGAGCAGGCCAUCACGGUGCUGAAGGACAAAGAGCCGGGCUCGUUCAUAGUCAGAGACAGUCAUUCUUUUAGGGGGGCAUACGGACUCGCCAUGAAGGUGGCCACGCCUCCUCCGUCUGUGGUACAACAGAGUAAGAAAGGAGAUCUAUCCAACGAGCUGGUGAGGCACUUCCUGAUCGAGUGCACGCAGAAAGGAGUUCGUCUGAAGGGCUGCCCUAACGAGCCGUACUUUGGAAGUCUCACAGCUCUGGUGUGUCAGCACUCCAUCACUCCUCUGGCUCUGCCCUGUAAACUCAUCCUGCCUGACAGAGACCCGGUUGAGGAGCUGACCGACUCGUCCGCACAGACGCAGACAAACUCAGCAGCAGAACUCCUCAAACAAGGAGCAGCGUGUAACGUGUGGUACCUCGGCUCCGUGGCUCUGGAGUCUCUGACGGGACACCAGGCGGUGCAGAAGGCCACCACAGUGACCCUCUCCAUGGACCCCCCGCCCGCCUCCACCGUUGUCCACUUCAAAGUGUCGGCUCAGGGGAUCACACUGACGGACAACCAGAGGAAGUUGUUCUUCAGGAGGCACUACGCUGUCAACACUGUCAUCUUCUGUGCUCUGGACCCACAGGGCAGAAAGUGGACAAGAGACAGUGGAUCUACAGCAAAGAUCUUUGGAUUUGUAGCCAGGAAAUCCCAAAGUGAGACUGACAACAUGUGCCAUCUGUUUGCCGAACACGACCCUGAGCAGCCGGCGAGUGCCAUCGUCAACUUUGUCUCAAAAGUCAUGAUCGGGUCGCAUAAGAAGUGAGGAGAGAGAGACUCACUACAGAGUGGAAAAACACAGACUGAGGAGCUACAAGAACAACCAAAACUACCGACCCAAACACUCCUGAACCUCCAUCCUUUUCUUGCUCCAUCCUGCAGAAGAAACUCUCUUUUUUUUUAACUGACUGCACUGCAGGAUGCUGCCACUAGAUGGAGCCAAGACCGUCAUGAAUAAAGUCAAACUCACUCCCAGGAGGAUUCAAGAACUUAAAGGUUCAUCCUUGGACAUCUUUGUAAAAAAUGUAAAAAAUCAUACGUGUCCUUUCCCUGAAGAUUCAGUAUAAAUUUAUGUUUUGUCAAAUUUUGACGACUUUUAUUGUUAAGCAUUACACUGACCUUAUUCAUCUAUGGCCAUCAACCCUGGCUAAUAUAGCACAUUUCCUUCUGAUAAACUUGCAAAUACUUUGACAAAAACAUAUAUGUUUAAGUAUAUAUAUGGCUCUGAAACAUUCUAUUUGAGGUAAAAAUGUAAAUCAACAACUUUGUGCGAUCCAGGAUCCUUUUUCAAACUUGUUAUAACAAAUACCAACCGUGCUGUCAUGACAAAGCCGAGUUGUGGUCGCCUUGUACUUAAGAUGGAUUUAUUGCGUUGUGUUUAUAGUAUUUAUCCCUUUUUACAGAUGUGUAUAAGUCAUUUUUUUUCAUGUCAUAUAUUUUUGUAUAUUAACACAAACUGUACAUGAAGA
Messenger RNA from Cheilinus undulatus (humphead wrasse), 4553 nucleotides. RefSeq names its product tensin-3 (gene tns3.2). The coding region runs from base 110 to 3850 and encodes 1246 amino acids. The record is from RefSeq and is a predicted model, not a curated record. The transcript is spliced from 27 exons. NCBI's taxonomy places the organism in Eukaryota, Metazoa, Chordata, Actinopteri, Labriformes, Labridae. Gene Ontology annotation, molecular function: protein binding.